AUGUCGACAGCGCCUUACUCGGAAUGGGAACCCUACAAGGCCACGAUCGAGCGGAUAUACAUCCAUGAGGGGAAGACGCAAAGAGAGCUGGGCCGGAUCAUGACAACAGCUCACGGAUUUCGAAAAACAAAAGCCCAGUACGAAAAAGCGUUCGAGCGAUGGGGCUUCAAGAAGUACAAAAUGACAUCCGAGAAGUGGAAGUUCAUCAAACAUCGCAUGGAGAAGAGAAAGAGAGAGAAUGGCAAGGAAAGUGAGGUGUAUAUCAAUGGAGUCCGCUGUCCACCAAGAAAGGUCCGGUAUGAGAUUGGACGACACGCCUUUGAAUCCACCAUGGAGAAGUUUACUUCAGUUCCUUCCCCCAAAACUCCGGAAGGAGUGAUAGUCUGUUCUCCCGAACCGACGACAUGGCAACCACGAUGGCCUUCAAAUCUUCCCUGGUUUUAUUUCUCCCGAAUCGCUCUUUCCCAGACUUUGCAGGGAAACUUGCUGUCUGAACACCCGUCAAAUUCCCUUGCUCUUCAAAGCGCUGGAUCAGUGAAAACACAGCUGAGAGAUGAGAUGACCCAUGUCCUGGGCAAUUUGCUGGCCCAGAAGAGGGCCAGAUCCCUCGAGAAGAUAUUGAAUGCUACUAUGCCCGAAGAAUACGAUAACCAGCACCAAGUGGUAUCUGAGAAGAUCCACUGCAACAGCGAGUUACACCUGCAGGAGUUCGUGCAGAUUGCCAUGUUUCUUUUGUCCAACAAUCAAUUUCCCGGACAUUACGGAAACUCUUCCUUCUAUCACGUUGAGCAUGAAUACAAAAAAGGCGAAGUCAUGAUGAAUAUCCUACGCCUUUUUGGAGGUCUGAACAUCUCAAACAUGAGGCGUUUAGUAUCCCUGAAGGGAGCAACGGCCGAAGCAAUUUCCGAAAAGUUGUUUGAAUGUGCCCUCAGAACUUCGGAUCUUGAAGUCAUUCAAACCAUGCUGGAAGCUGGGAUGAGUCCAGAUUCACCCAUCACAACUGCUCAAGGGACAAGCCUCAGCCCGUUGGUCCACGCAGCCAGGCUGACAAACACGAGAAUUUCUUGUGAGAUGACUCGCUUGCUCUUGAAACAUAAGGCAGAUCUCAACCACAGAGAGGCUGGAAAAUCAGCACUUGGUUUGGCCAUCAAUUUUGGAAAUGAGGAGCUGCUCAAGUUGCUUCUCUCCAAUGGCGUUCAACUCCCACCAAGGCCACUGCGCUUUUUUCAUCAAUGGGUCUCUCCGACUAGGAUCAUUCAAGUCCUUCUAGAUGCUGGUCUCGACAUUGAAGAAAGACCUGCUCGGAACACACACGGCACGUUACUUGGUUACGCUGUCAAGAAGGGAUAUGCGGACUUAGCAACCCUACUACUUUCACGAGGUGCAGACGUCGAUACAUUACACCCGAUACAAUUCAAUCAAAGUCUUUAUUCCAAAGCAGAGCAAAGUCCUGAUCUGAAAAGGCCAAAAGUUACUCGGUCAAGAUCUCAUCGCAACUAUGAAACAACGGCGUUAGGAUUUGCGGCGUGCAGAGGGGAUGUUCCAAUGAUGCAGAGACUUCUUGCAGCAAAUGCGACUGUCAAUAGAACAGACAUUGAUUCAAGCAACUAUAUACCACCGCUCGUGUUGGCCGUGAACGAAAGAAAACCAGAGGCCACUGCCCUUUUACUGAAAAAAGGAGCCAAUCUCCAUGCUGCGGAUGAAUUCAGAGCGUCACAUGAGACGACACACAAGACACUCUUCGAGCGAGCUUUAGAUGCAAACGACCUUCAAAUGUGUAAGAUACUACUGGCUGGCGGAGCCAAGGCAGAAGAGCAGUCUAUGCAGAAUUAUUGCUCUUCUCAACUGUGGGACCACGCUGAGCAGCGUGAUACCGCAGCAGUAGCACAGCUCUUGAGAUUUGGAGCCCGACCAAAUGAUUUGAGAGAGGGUCUUCCUAACAGUGCACUGGGAUUGGCUAUCAUGCAAGGCAACUGGACGAUGAUAUCUCUACUGCAACGCGGCGGCGCUACAGGAGUAGGACAUAUGAUUCCAUUCAUUGCCAGCGUGGAGACUGCAGUCUUUCUGCAGCAGGUCAGCCUAUUGGCGCCACUUCUUGCGGCCAAUGGACGAAUGAUACUCAUUGCUGCAAUUAUCGCGGAGAACCAGGCUUUGAUCAAUCUUCUUCUGAGCCACAGGGCGGACCAACAGGGUCCGACGUUUGAAAUUGCACCCAGCAAGCCAGAGACAAAUAUCAGAACUCCACUAGAAGCAGCAAUGUGCUGUGGCAACCUAAAGCUAGCACAAUACAUCAUAAGUCGCGGGGGCAAGAUCAGGGAAGCGGAUAUUAAUGCAAUUAUGUGGAGAGCACGAACAACCCAAGAUGAGUACAUUGUGCCGACUUUCAUCGACAUGUUCGGGCCAUUUACCCUCUCUUGUCCAACUGUAAUUGCGGCGGCUAUUUGCGCCAACGACGAAGCCCUCAUUCAUCUUUUAUUGAGGAAUGGAAUUGAUCCACGUGGUACACCAGAAAUGAUGAUCAAGAGUCGCGGUCGGAAUAUUUUGAAACCCAAGUCAUUGCUCUUUCCACACACAUACGAGAUACUGGGCUGGUGGAAUCCAUCCUCUUCGAAGCGAAUAUGCUACCCCCUUGAUUCCGUACUCGAAUGGGCAGUGAUGCAGGGCAACCAAUCAAUUCUACAAGCUCUUUUGGGAGCAACAACAUGGACAAGGGAAGAGAAGGGACGGGCAUUGUCGCUCAGCUUACACUUUUGGGAAAGACGAUUUUUCCGAGAUUUGCUGGAUGCCGAUGCAGACAUACAUCAAGAUUUCUUGCUCAUUGACAAAAUCCUCAAUCGGCCUUCAGAACCUGUGCGUCUCGCAUUGAUGGAGCACGAUGUUUCUCUACUGCGUACUUUGCUCGGCGUCGAUCCCAUCAUUGACCACAUCAAGUGGCAUAAAUAUAUGCAAUACGCCAUCCAACACGGAAGCAUUGAACAAAUCAAGAUCCUCUUGAGAGCCGAGCCCGCUCCCAAAAGCAUCACAGAAACCUUUAACGGAGACUCGAUCUUACAGACCGCGGCGAAAGCCGGGAGAAUUGAAAUUGUGCAUUUGCUUCUGGAAGCAGGAGCUGAUGUCAACGAGAUCCAAAAGCAAUCAAGGGAUAUAUCUGUGCCCGGCAAGACAGCGUUGCAAAUUGCCGGUGAAGCGGGAAACAUAGAACUCAUGAAGAUUCUUCUGAGGGCAGGUGCGAACAUUCAAACCACAUCAAUGAUCAUAGCUCCAAAGUCUACUCUGUGGCAUGCAGUGCAAGCAGAGGAUUUAGAGGUUGUGGACAUUGUCUUGAAAGCAGGGGCAGAUGUCAACGAGCCCCCUGUUGGGUAUGGCGGCAUGACACCGCUGCAGUGCGCCGCCAAGCAAGGAAACAUGGAACUUGUGGACUUGCUGCUACAAGCUGGCGCAAACGUGAAUCAGGACCCGGCGGCUCGCGGUGGUGCGACGGCGUUGCAGUUCGCUGCAAUCCAAGGCUACAUAGGAAUUGCACGCAAGCUACUCGAUGCAGGUGCUAGCGUCCAAGCCAACAAAUCUCAGAGGUAUGGUCGAACGGCUUUAGAGGGUGCUGCUGAACAUGGCCGAUUGGAUAUGUUGCAACUUCUGUUGAAUGAGGGGGUUCUGAUUGAGGGACCUGGCCGGAUAGAGUAUAUUAGAGCUAUCAAACUGGCGCAGAACAAUGCGCACCAUGCCGUUGCCAGGUUUCUGAGAUCAUUUUCUGAUUGGACUGAGUCGGAUUCUGUGUGCUACGAGGAACAGUUGUUUGACCAGUAUGAGGAACACAUGUUGGUUAAGGUAGGCAAAAUGGUUAAGACGGGGUUUCAGGGUGGAAUUACAAAAGAAGUGAUAUGUUGA
Messenger RNA from Penicillium paradoxum, 3885 nucleotides. RefSeq lists its product as uncharacterized. The transcript has 4 exons. Gene Ontology annotation, molecular function: protein binding. The record is from RefSeq and is a predicted model, not a curated record. NCBI's taxonomy places the organism in Eukaryota, Fungi, Ascomycota, Eurotiomycetes, Eurotiales, Aspergillaceae. Bases 1 to 3885 code for a protein of 1294 amino acids.